CGAGCACAGUCCGGACAGGAGCUGCAUGGGAUCACAUUUCUUCAGGAGUCUCUUCUCUUCUCCCUUUUAUUUUCCCUCCAUUCCAUUCUACCGGCCUCUCUGUGCGAACUCCGCGCUCGGAUCUGCGCGAUGGGGAUAAUUGUAACCAUGGUUCGCUUCAAAUGCGCGUGUUCCCGGAGCAGCAGCAGCUGAGGUUUUCUCCCAAAGUGCGAGUGGAUCGUCACAGCGUGAUGGAUCAUACACAUGAGAGCGCAGUGCUGAGAAAACUUUUUGUUGUUGGGAUUUUGGUCAAUGUCUGGAUGAUGAGAGGGCUGUCAGCAGCCGACAGCUUCACCACGGAGUCCACCCCACCCUGGCCGAAGAAGGCCUGCAACGAGUCCCGUCUGCAGUGGGAGGUGGAGUUCUGCGGGGAGAACUUCAAGCGUGACAUGGCCCACAUAGAACCACAGUACUGGUGUAACCUCACGUACUUCAUCAGUGAGUACCACCUCUUCACCAUGUGCACAGAGAAACAGUCCCACAUCGUCCACUGCUACUGGCCCAAUCUGGUGGUGGAGAGCUACUUCAUCCAGAUACACAAGCACUUUUUCUCCAACUGCACCAUGAAUGGGGCGAUUUGGGUGGACCCGCCGGAGGACACGCUCACCGCCCUCAUCCUCAUCCCUGUGUUCCUCACCAUGGCCAUGAUCGCCCUGGUGGUGUGGUGCAGUAAGAGGAGCGAUAACCUGGCCUAGGGGGAAGAGGAGAAUGGAGAAGGACUGAGUUCCCGGUCCCAUCAUCUUUACUGAAACAGCACAGCAAACUGUGCACAAUAUAGGAGUGCAUGUUUGGUCAGUUUGUCAAAUGUUCCAUAAGUGGCUCUGCAAACCACCACAUCCCACAGAAACAAAGAGAGCAGCCCCUGUUUAUUUUAUAAAACUGGUUUGUGUAUUUUUAAAAAUAUCAAUAUCAGUUCAGACAAACAAUAUUGUCUCCUUUCAACUCUGUUUCUAUACAACUCAAUUGCUUCAACAUAUUUUGAAUACCUGGACUCAUGCCUGUGGUUUACACAACAGCACUUUGGUUAAGGUCAGUGAAAGAUGGUCGUAAAUAAACAGGUUGUAUCUGAAGUCAGUGUAAACUUGUUUCUCUGUUAAACCAGACCUGGAUCUGUCACUAACCUGAACCAACAGCUGUGAGUCUGCAGGUAGGGUAUGGAUACCUAACCCAAGCCUGUCGGGACUCAAUAGUAAAAUGAUAUUUGAUAUUGGGCCGGAUCAUGCUGUGUGGGCUAUCUUGAUCUAACCAGAUUUUUGUGUGCUUGUGAUCGGGGACAGGUUCUGACACAAAAAACUCAAUGCCUAUUGGGUUCAGGUUGCACUUAAUUAUUUUUUGGGUUUGGACAGAAAUGUAUCAAUCAAAACAAUUGUUGUUUUUAGUUGAGUUGUACACAAACUGACAUAAAAGAAAAUGGAUAUCACCAGUCUGCUAUAUAUAAGGAUAGUACCAACGGAAGUUUAGCUAAGCAUAAGCUAAAUUGGCUUUGUCCAAAAAUCUGCCAACUCGCUGUUUGCCAGCGUGUCAUUGACAGAAAAAGCCAAGUGAGCUCUUUAUCAGUGUUAUCAGUCUAUAGCUUUAGCUCGCUGUUUAGCUUGCCAUCUAGUCACCUAUUGGAUCCAGCUACCCUUUUAUCACACACACUUAAGUGGUAUCAAUCUUCUUUUAUUUCCAAAAAUAUCCCACCAAUUUUUUUACUUGGGUGUUCUGGUUUACUACAUUUCUUAAAUGCACUGCAUGCUGGGAACUCUCCUUUAAAAUGUGGUGAAUGUGUCCCACAGAGGAUGUUUGUGGUUUGAUGUUAUUGUCACUCUUUCGGGAACUUGACCAGCAGGACAAUUGACCAAAUCUUGGGGCAUUGGAUUUUUCAGCUCAUGGAUCUGGACCGUGGAGCUCUUGUCAGAUUCUUGUCGGAGCACUGUAUCAUUGUUGAAGGCCAAAGUAUCCACCGAGCAUCAGAGGCAGCAACUGAAAACUUUUGGACAGAAGACUCUUAGAGGAUGCUCGUUAAAUAUUUGAACAUGAUACCACAUGAUGGCGUGGGAGGAUGAAAAAGAGACCAAAUCUGGACUUAAUAUUGGUUCUGCGAGUUGGAUCUGUCUGUUGAGCCACUGAACAGACUGUUGCCAUUGGAAAAGAAAGAAAAAAACCACAGGUGAAUAAUCCAAAGACAAGGCAACACUAUAAUUUGUGUAUUUUUGGACUUGAUUUUCACGUGUGACUACCUGAGCCCCAGUAGACUGUUGUAUAGUUCAGUGUAACUUAUCACAUACUGUUGAAUAAAUCACUGUUAAUACUCACAAAGAGGGGUUCUCAGUGGAAACAAAGUAACUAUGAGAUGACAUUGAGACCUCAUUCUGUACAGUCAUACUCUGUCCGUGCUGUUUACUGUAUCUGCACUGCCUCUUCAAAGUUCCUCAGAAUGGAAUUGAACUUAUCGUGCACACUUUUGUGGUUAAUUCUCUGGUCCACAGUCCUCACCCGGCAAAGCCAAACCUAGCACAGAUUUUCCAUGUUCUUGCACAGCGUCAGACGUCGGUAUGUGUUAGCCAGCUCUCACAUCAUCUGCUGUCUGUAGAAGCAGGAACUCCUCACUGAAACUGAUUAAAUACCAAGUCUCUCUUAACAUUGUUUCUCUCCAUCUUUACAUGAAGAAAGCAAACACUCACAGACAGUUUUGUGAUGCAGUGUAUCUGAGCUGAACUCCUCAUGAAUGUUUUAGCAAAGCGACAGACAUGUGUUGUCUGCUGCCUCCUGUUUCUCUGAUCCAGAGUCUGUGUUUCGCAGGGUUUUCCUCAGGAAAGUGGGGAGCAGUAAGACUCUCACCAUAUGAUCACUCCCCAAUGUGAUAGAGAUUUUCCAUUACCAUUUUUCCCUUCCCAUAUCUGGACUUUGCGUAUUGGCAUUCUGUAUUAUAUUUCUAUUUGUUAAAAAGACACUUAAUAACAUAACGUGUGUCAUAAACAAUUAAAGUAAUGGAAGUGUAAAUUACAGGAAUCAAGCAGAGCACCAACUCUAACCCUGGAAUAAUGUAAAGCAUCUAAAGCAUGAACUACAUCUUCCCUUUACUUUUCCAAUUCUCUGAGUCUUCAGUAGCAUGUUUUAUUUUAAUGGACUUACAAACAGGAGCUUCAGUCCAGACCAGGGGUCAUGAGGUGCAUCAACAAUGAUUCAAAACCCUAAAGGCAAUUAAAACAAAUGCUCAUAUGUGCCAAGAUUCAUCACAAGGCCUUUAGGUGUUUCCACUCAACAGACAAACCCGCCCACCUGAGCGUUCCCUGCUAAGAAACCAGGCCUCCCUGUUGAACUCCAUUACAUUCUGUCAUCUGAGAAGUGUGGAGAUGUCUGUGUGUUUGACUUUGUGUGUGUGUUAGUGAGCAUUCAUCACUGUCUAAAGGAAACGCAACCAUUCCCGGCUCACAUCAUCACAUCCUGAUGGAUCAUUUUAUCAUCUGCUCACUCAGUUAUUUACUGUAGAUAAUAUUUCCGGUCACAAAU
Molecule: messenger RNA, 3534 nt
Organism: Paralichthys olivaceus (Japanese flounder)
Lineage: Eukaryota; Metazoa; Chordata; Actinopteri; Pleuronectiformes; Paralichthyidae
Product: receptor activity-modifying protein 3-like
Biological process (GO): receptor internalization; intracellular protein transport; cellular response to hormone stimulus
Cellular component (GO): signaling receptor complex; cell surface; membrane
Molecular function (GO): coreceptor activity
Source: RefSeq, a predicted model, not a curated record